AACCUCACUUUUUUUCAAAUCAACAAAAGUUCAAUUCCGCCAAAAUACACAAAUAAAAUUAAUAUAUUUAAGUUUUUCUAAUUAAAUUAUACAAUAAAAAUGGAUAAAUCACUACACAAUCAAUUAUUCGGUGGAGUAUCACGAAGUCCAUUUGGAUCUAGAACCCGACAAAGUUCAGCAAGUUCAAUUGUUUCGGGUCGCAAAUCUAUGGGUGGUAGCGGCGGCGGUGGCGGCAUGAAAAAAGGUUCUAUUACUGGUCGUUUUAGUGUUUCAGGUCGUUCUACUCAAUCUCUAGCUGGCAUACGAUCCGAAUGCAAUGUCGUUGAAAGUUUUGGAUUCCAAUUGCCGGUGCUUGUCAAUGAAGCACUCACAUUUACCGAAAGAAAUUGUGGUGUUUCUAUCAAUUGUUCAAGUAACGGUUGGGCAUGGGCUCUCCAUGGAAGACGAUUGUUGGUUUGGCAAUACAAAGACAAUCGCCAGGGUUCCCCCAAGUACAAAGAUCUUUCACGAACUCCCCAACGUCGAACAACAACCGCACAAUGUCGAGAAUUGACAUUGCCUCACUGUGACAUUGGCCACAAGGCUUCUUUGGUGACAGUCUUCCAACCAGAUGGUCAGCAAAUGGCUUCAUGUCUGGCAGUGUCUCCAACUGGGGAUGUACGUUAUUGGCCAUCGAUUGCUCAUGAUGGUUCAUCCAUUGACUCUAAUGGAAUCCUAGAUGGCCAAGAGUUUGACUACUUGCUUGCUAUACCUCCUCAGGGUUACCUUUUAGUCACUACCACAUGCAACUUGCUGUUCCUACAAUUGCAAGUUGUUAAUGGAAGACAUGUUAUUACACAUCGAAGUGUGAAGGCACCUUCUGGUUUCUUUGGUGGAAUCGGAAAGAAAUUUGCUUCGAUAAUAAUCGGAAUGAAUAGUGGACAUGAUAAGGAAAAUAAAUUUGUCAAAGUGGACAGUGAAAAGAUUUCAGAUAACGAAUGGAAUGUCAUUGUUUUGGCUGAUCGAUGGGUUCAAAAGUGGACAUUUUCUAGUAAUGGCAAUGAACAACUUCUUUUUGAAGAAACAGAUGUUAUGAGGAAAAUUCGAGAUGAGUUUCAUCAGAAGUUUUGGAAUGGAAGAGCUGAAAGUACAGAAAUCGAAUUAAAUUUGUUGGACAUGCAAAUAUGUGAUGGAAAAGUUUAUGUGUUUGCUGGAGCUGUUAAUACAUCGCAUACACCUCAAAUGCAUUAUGCUAUAGUUAUUUUGGAACAGGAACCGGAAUAUCUUCGUCUUGCUACAUUCAUUCCAUUGAAACUUUCACAAUUCUACAGUACUGGAACUGAAGUAAACUGCUUGCAACUUCGUUUCAUUAUCUGUCGAUCAUAUGCUUAUCUGUAUUGCGACAGAACAAUCUAUCCUGUCAAUCUUCUCAACCCAACUGGUGGUGAUUUGGAAGCAGAAAAAAUUGAAUUCCAACUUCAAGAUGACCACAUUCUUAGUGCAGCAGUUUGUGGCAAUAUACCACUUUUCUUCAGUCGCAAUCACGGAUUAGUGUGUGUUUCACCAUCAGAUUUUGAUAAUAGUGAUUUUUUGAAUUCUUCAUAUUCACCCGAUGUUUUUACACCACCAUUCUCGGACUCCUUGAAUAACACCGCUAUCAAUCAAAGUGUUAAUUUGAAUAGCCUUUCGAUGUACGAACUGGAUCCAGAUGAGAUUUUCAAUGACAACAAAGAUGAAGUUAGUCAGCUUAAAGCUGCAUUUAUUUAUCACAUCAAACGGAAUAAUACCAUGUGUACAUCGAUUUUGAAAGAUCUAGUUCCAGCUGAUAUUGGUUUGGAUGAACUUGAUGGUCAGCUAGAUAAAACCGUUGUGGCUAUAGCUGAAGAUCUGGCUGAAGAUAUACCAGCUGCUGAUCCACGUUGGGAACAGGUCGAAAGAAAUUUAAAACAUUCUUUAGGCAGUUCGUCAUCUCUUCAAAUCAUAAGUCAAUUGAAAGAAAAGAACUUGGCCCUGAGCCAUUUUGUUGAUUUUCUUCAUUCCACCGGAUUGUGGGACAAGCUGAAUGCGGUUUCAUAUCGUGGGUUAGUCAAGCCGACGUGUUAUGUCGUUUCAGAUAUAAAUGAGAAAAUUAUCGCUGCCAUUGCUUUGAAAAUGGCUCACAAUAAGCACAACAAGUUGAUUGAUGAAGCUCUAGAAAUUGUAAUUUCCCAAUGGAAAGAGUUUCCAUCUGGGAAUCUAACCUCACAGGAUUUGUUCUAUGUCAAAUUGACCCGAUUCCAAGAUGUUGUCCAGGCUCUUUGUCAAGUUGCUGACACAAAGAUAGAAUCUCAUCACCAAUCCUCAGCCAUUGCAGCAUUCUUGUGCGACUUGAAUGCUGUCAUCUUAUCGAUUUUGAAUGAAGUAAUAUCGUUUAGAGAGCAAAAUAUGGCCAAGUAUAUUCUGCCGGCAGAUAAAAGUAACUCAUACGAGUAUUUACCUUGGACAGCAAUGUCUGGAAAAAAUGGAUUGCGUGACUCUCUAUCACAUUUGAUUGCCCUUACUGUAAAAUAUGGAGCCAAGUCUACCGGAGAGCCAGAAAUUAAAUACAAACUAUAUCAACAAAUAAUGGAAUUAAUUGAUUUUGUACUGGACGGAAGGAAGAAUUAUCUUGAGAGCAUUAAAGACAAUGAGAAAUAUGGUGUGCUGUUGCAGCAAUAUGAAUCACAAAGAAGAGAGUUGAUCUUAAUUCUAAUCGAUGAAGGUCAAUAUGAAUUAGCAGCUAAAUUAGCAGAAAAAUAUCUUGAUUUCCAAAGUUUGGUUGUAAUUUGUGAUCAGACUGGCAAUCAAAAUCGUUUAGAUGGAUACAUUGAAAAAUAUCAAGAAUAUGAUUUUUCACAAUUUGCUAUCAAUUGGCAUUUGAGACAAAAUCGACAAGGUGAUGUAUUUGAACGUUUUAAGGGCAAUCAAGCUGCGCUGUCGCAAUUCUUGAGAGAUCAUCCAUCACUUGGUUGGAUUCAAUUGAUUUUUAAUGGAGAUUUUGAUAGAGCUGCAGGAAUUCUAUUCCAAUUGGGUCAGGAUGAAACGGAAUUUGUUCAAAGAAAGAAGUCUAUAUUAUCUUUGGCCAAAUUAGCAUCCCUAGCUGCUGAUUCAGAUCUCUCCAAUCAAGUCACUGAAAUAAAUGCAGAACUAAACUUGGUCGACUAUCAGGAACAACUUAACGAACAAUUGAUGUUAUCAUUUGGCUAUGAUGUCGAGAAUCCUAAAGUAUUAAAAGCCGAAGAAAUUAUAAAUCUUUUUAUAUCUGAAGAAAAUGAGACUGCCAAUGAAUUUGAUUUUCGCAAAGCCAUCGAACUUCUUAAUUACGUUGAUGAUCCUUGUGAUGUCCGUCACAAAAUAUGGUGUGCAGCUAUUUUAAGAGAUUCCUGGACACAUUAUGAUAUGAAUUCAGCAUUGGAUCAUCUGCAAAGUACACUUUUCUUUAAAUUAAUAGAAGUCUGUUAUUUAAUGGAUGGCGAUUUCGAUGAAUUCCUUCCUUCUAUUGAUGAAUUCUUAAACAGUCCAGAUUUGGGCAAUUUAACACAAGAAAAAUCAUUCCAGUAUCUCUUGAAGUUAACCUACGAGCAUAUAACAGACUCUUUUCAGAAAGCUAUGGAUCAGGAAUGAAUUUCAACUAAAUAAGUUCUAGAAAUUUAAGUGUGUAUCUGUUUUGUUAUGUCGAAUU
Episyrphus balteatus (marmalade hoverfly) is the source of this 3679-nucleotide messenger RNA. It is a transcript of the gene Nup133, whose product is annotated as nuclear pore complex protein Nup133. The record is from RefSeq and is a predicted model, not a curated record. Gene Ontology annotation, biological process: transcription-dependent tethering of RNA polymerase II gene DNA at nuclear periphery; poly(A)+ mRNA export from nucleus; protein import into nucleus. Lineage: Eukaryota; Metazoa; Arthropoda; Insecta; Diptera; Syrphidae. The coding region runs from base 100 to 3621 and encodes 1173 amino acids. Gene Ontology annotation, cellular component: nuclear pore outer ring. Gene Ontology annotation, molecular function: structural constituent of nuclear pore; protein binding. The transcript is spliced from 13 exons.